Molecule: messenger RNA, 489 nt
Organism: Guyanagaster necrorhizus
Lineage: Eukaryota; Fungi; Basidiomycota; Agaricomycetes; Agaricales; Physalacriaceae
Exons: 2
Coding region: 1-489 (162 amino acids)
Source: RefSeq, a predicted model, not a curated record
AUGAAGAGGCAGAACGUAGGGCGAAUCUCGAAGACGAUGAGAGAUAUGGUACUCUUCCUCGAUUUUAGGAACGUCAGCAGGGGGUCUGUCUCAUCGCACUUUGAAGAGAAAGUCAUUUUCUCCAAUUUUGUAAACUCAUUCGUGUGGCGGUACGAGAUCGUAACAACGGAGAUCAGCAAGGUCGCAGAUGAGAAGGGUGUUUUGGAUCAUCUCUGGGGGAGCAAAAUCGUAAGGACGCUUUGGGAACUCGUUUGGCAACAAGCCGUAGAAAGGUGUAAGAACUUCAUUAUCAUCCGCAUGCAAUGUUUGCCACCCUUCGGACUGAACUUUGUGAGCGAUCUCGGAGGUCAGCGAGAGACAAGGCACUUGGAAUCUGACGCAGGCCCAUUUGCAAGCCUCGUCAAACCGGACAAAGAGAAUGUCGAUGGUAAUUAUUAUGCCAACUCACUGUCUAUGAAUUCCUUGAUCAUAAUGACGGGAGAAGAGUGA